AUGUGCUCAAAUAAAAUAAGAUACUCAUCCUUAAUUGCUUCCUAGAGAGCAGCAAUAACUAUUUCGGAUUUAAACCCUAAAGAGUCUAAUAACAAUAAUGUAUUUUUCAAACUUAGAAAGAGCAACUAAGGUUUAUACUAAUAAUAGGCCUGUAAUAUUAACUCCAAUCAGUAAAAUAUAUUGAGAAUCGGGACAAAUACUUCUACAAAUCUUCAAUAAACUUAUAAAGCUUUGAGAAACUUAAGUUAGAAUAAAUCUGCAAAAAAUAUUUUAGAAUAAUCAAGUUACAAAACACAGUCUAAACUCGGAGGAACUCAUUAAAAAUAAGUUUUACCAAGUCUCGUUAACAUAAGUGAAGGAAGUAAUGGACGCAAGCAAGAAUAAGGGAGACUGCUUUUAGUUCGAAAACCUAACCAAGAAUUAACCAGCUCUCUAAAAUCUACAAAUCAUAACGCUCACAAAAUCCCAAAUCUCCCUCCUGUUAUUACUGAUUCUAAUGGAGCCUCAAUGAGUAGAUCAACUUAUUUCUCAUCAUUAGAAUAGCAUCACUCAGAUUGCAAAUCCAUUAGAAAAUCGAUGAACGAACUAUUCUUAGAUUAGUUUGAAAGCAAGCUUGACCAAGACUCUUACAAUAAUUCUAAAAAUAGAUUAGAUAAUGAUGCACAUAACAUUGCAAGAUAAGAACGCAAUUUCCUUGAAGGCCAUAGUGUUUUGCCUCAUCACCGUGCUAAAAUGAUAGACUGGAUGAUUUAGGUACUUAGAGUCCUCGACUCUUCCACUGAUGAGACGUUUUUCUUGGCGACUUCCAUACUUGAUAGAUUUUUUUAAGCUAAAAGUAUAGAAGGGUCAUUUUUAGAUAAAGAGGACCUUCAUAUCUUCGGUUUAACAUCUAUAUUUAUUGCAUCUAAGUUAGAAGACGCUUUCCCAAUUACCAUGGAUUAGAUUGUUGAUGAAGCUUCACAUGGAAAAUUUGAAAGCAAAGACAUAUUAAAAGCUGAAAAAGUAAUGUGUCGGGCUCUUGGUUUUAAAUUUCUUUAAUAAACACUGAUUGACAAAGUAUCUGCGUAACUGCUUCUUAUAUUUGAGGAUGACCCAAGACUCAAAAUGUAAGACUCAGAUCAAAAGGAGCUCUAGAAAUCAGUAUCCUUUAUUUGUAAAGCCUUAUGCCACGACUACAUUUUUUCAACUUUGGAUUUAAAUGACUAAGCAACGAUUGUGCUCAUGCUGAUUCCAAGAUUCCAUCUACAGUUUCUAGAAAAAAGAGGCAGAGAUAGAAAAGAGAGUUCCCCUAGCUCUUCUAAGGGAGAGAUGAAAAGACUGUUGGUCUAAAAAUAGAUCAGAGGGAUACAGAUGACUAUAAAUGAAUUUUUAACAACAACUAUAUUACAUGUGGAGAUGGUUGAAAAUCUGAUGAGUCUGAUUUAAAAUUUAACCUCAGCCGAUAACCAAUCUGGAUUCUAAAAUCUGCUCAGGAGCUACCCCUAGUAUAAAAACAUCUCCUUGAAUGACUAUAAAUUGAUAAAAGUAAAGAGAGUGCAGAAGAUGCACAGUGAUACUACUGCAUCAUCUGCGGAAAGUAAAAUAGAAAAUGACUAUGUUUGA
Stylonychia lemnae is the source of this 1602-nucleotide messenger RNA. The record is from the annotation of a GenBank genome assembly. Lineage: Eukaryota; Ciliophora; Spirotrichea; Sporadotrichida; Oxytrichidae.